Molecule: messenger RNA, 6260 nt
Organism: Entelurus aequoreus (snake pipefish)
Lineage: Eukaryota; Metazoa; Chordata; Actinopteri; Syngnathiformes; Syngnathidae
Product: pleckstrin homology domain-containing family G member 1-like
Exons: 17
Coding region: 235-4917 (1560 amino acids)
Biological process (GO): intracellular signal transduction
Molecular function (GO): guanyl-nucleotide exchange factor activity
Source: RefSeq, a predicted model, not a curated record
ACUCAUGCGUGCGGUGGAUGUGUUGCUACAGCAGGGCAGGAUGAAGAGUGGAGCGCCGGGAUCCCCCGUGCAAACUUCACUGAGCCCAAAGAACACAGUAGCCAGCCGGUGCUGAGUGCAUUUCCAGGAGUGGAUUCACUAUGAGAAUAUUGCACUUCUAAGGGAAGCUGUUGCUGGGAUUACUUAUUGGAAUACCCAGAUACCUUCAAACCAAUCCAUUCUUGUGACGCCACAAUGCCAACUGACGACUACAGCUAUUUGCCUGAUGCAUUGCCACCUGUUCCCGAAGUCCCGGACUCUGGCUCAGUCCUGAGCUCCAGCGACAUUUCGACCCGCUGCCUUCGCAACCCAGCCUUCCGUUACGCAUCCUUGCGCUAUUGCUCGGCCCACAGCAUGGACUCUUCUCCAGACAGUGCCGAAAGGCCGGUCAGCUACAGCUCUACCUCUUCCUCCGCUUCUUCUCGGGACAGUCACUGCUCACUGGGCAGCCGCUCCACCCUUGUCCACAACCCUAACUGUAUCCCUGUGACAUCAGACCAGGACUCCGGGGCUAUACGUUUGGAGUUGGUUCCAGCCCAGCAGCUGGGAAGCGGGGAAGACGACAGAAGAGAUGACGGAGAUAUGGACACAGGAAGGCAGCCUGGGAGAAAGGGCACUGAACAGACAGCAACUGAUCAUUCAGAACCAGAGCUAAGUCUUGACAGGGGGACAGAGCGAAUUGGUCAGGUGAAAGAACCCAGGACGUAUGUGGACCGGGUGGUGCAGGAGAUACUGGAUACAGAGAGAACAUACGUCCAGGACCUCAGAAGCAUUGUGGAGGAUUAUUUGGAGAAUAUCAGUAACCAGGCUCGGCUGGCUUUGAGCUCUGAGGAUAAAGGCUCUUUGUUUGGUAACAUCCAGGACAUCUACCACUUUAACAGGGACUUGCUUCACCACCUGGAGACUUGCAACGCUGACCCUGUGGCCAUUGCAGAAUGCUUUGUAUCAAAGAGUGAAGAAUUCCACAUUUAUACCCAGUACUGCACCAACUACCCCAGGUCGGUGGCCGUGCUCACCGAGUGCAUGAGGAACAAGGCGUUGGCCAAGUUUUUCCGCGAACGCCAGGAAUCUCUGCGGCACUCCUUGCCCCUGGGCUCCUACCUGCUAAAGCCGGUGCAGAGGAUCCUUAAGUACCAUCUGCUGCUUCAUGAGAUAGCCAACCAUAUGGAGAAGGACACCGAGACGUUUGAGGUUGUACAGGAAGCCAUAGACACCAUGCAGAGAGUAGCUUGGCACAUCAACGACAUGAAGAGGAAGCACGAGCACGCUGUUAGGUUGCAGGAAAUCCAGAGCUUGUUAACCAACUGGAAAGGCCCUGAUCUGAUUGGCUACGGCGAACUGGUCCUCGAAGGAACAUUUCGACUGCAGCGAGCCAAAAACGAGAGAACUCUCUUCCUGUUUGAUAAGCUCCUGCUGAUCACAAAGAAGCGGGAAGAAACCUUCACGUACAAAGCUCACAUCCUGUGCUGCAACCUCAUGCUGGUGGAAGUUAUCCCAAAAGAGCCGCUGAGUUUCAGUGUGUUUCACUACAAGAAUCCUAAACUACAGCACACAGUGCAGGCUAAGUCCCAGCAAGAUAAGCGCAUGUGGAUCUUACACCUGAAGAGGCUCAUACUUGAAAAUCAUCCUGCUAAAAUCCCUGCCAAAGCCAAACAAGCCAUUCUGGAGAUGGAUGCAAUGCACCAUCCUGGAUUUCAUUUCAGCAUCCCCGACGGUGACAAGAAGGAUUCCCCACAGACAAAGGAGGGGCCAUCCCCUCGCAGAGGACGCAGGAAAGAACCUCUUUCAAAAUUACUGAAGAAUGCCAGGCAGAAUGCUGCCAACACUGAUGGAGAAAAGCGAACAAGUCUGGGCGCCACCCUGCUCUCUCCCGUGUCCCAGCUGGCUCUGGGUACAAUAGGUCGCAGCCGCAGUCUCAUCAACCAAUCACAGGAGUCUUUGGACCCAGGUGACCACAGUGAUCGAGAGGAAGGGGAGGGGCCACAUCAGCAAGAUGCAGAUGAUGAGGAUGAGAGUGGCCUGGGAGGUGGGAAGAGGUUGCGAGUCCCAGGUAAAAGCAGUAGGAAGAGGCUGAACCCUCAAGCAUCAGUAGACAGUAUUGAACAGUGGAAAGCCUUUAACAUGAGUCCUUCAGAUCUACAGAGAGCCAGAGAGUCACUUGUGAGGGAUGGAAGUCACCACCCGCCACUUCGCAGAACCUCUAAUGUGACAGAGGAACCUCCAGAGUCCUCGGUCCCAUCAGUAGUAGUGACAGAUAGUGAGCACUCUGUUAGGAACAUUUGGGCAGACCACCGCGCUCGCAGAGCCAUGUUCCCCACCAGACAGCGAACCAUGCAGCCCGAUGAUGACGACGAGGAUAUCUACCAGAUGUUUGUUCCCACAGAACCAGGCAGAGCAGAACCUGAGGCACCCUCAGGGAGAUCAGACGAGACGUUGUCUCCGAGGACGGCCCGGCCUUGUAGCUGGCAUGUAGAGCAGCUACCUUGUGUCCAAAUUGAAGCUCCCUCAAAUGGCAGCAGGGUUCUGCGAAGGGCGAGUAGUGUCGGGGAGACAGCUACAGAAGUUCAACAGAAUCCAGAUGACAACCAGCCUGGUCACAACCUGGAAGUGAUUCACACAGAGUCCUCCAGCAAUGACAUAUCUGGGUCUUCGUCAGCCGAACAGCUAACAAUGGAUGAUAUUGAAAAUGUUUAUGACAACAUCAACUAUGAAGACCUUAAGAGAAUGGGCCUUGUCAGAAGAGAUUCAGAUGGGUCACGGAAAGAACAUUCCCAUUGCCAAUUAACAAUUGCACCUAAUGUGCCAGAGGUACCAGACACCACAGAACCGAUCAUAAAAUUUGAUAAUUACGAAGAUACCAAUCAGUUCUCCACUCAAGAAGGGAAGCCGGUGCAGAGAUCUGAGCUAAACAUGGUUGAGGAGAACAUCUAUGACACCAUUUGCUUUCGGGAUCCUCCAUCACUAGAAGCAAUAGGAAUCAACGCCGAUCAGCAGAGAGACAGUCUGCUGCCUUGUGAACAAGACUUAAGUGGGAGCAUCCGAGCGUUCGUGUCAGAGCAGAGUCUACGCUUUGGAAAUGAUGAAAGAUCUGGAACCCUCUAUUCCGUCCAAUCAGAGCCAGAGUACUCCUCGUCCUCUGCUUUCAUCGCCUCUAAACAUUCACAGAAAGGAAAUCGAAUGUCAGAACACGGUGAUGAGCUCUGGAAUGACUUGGAAAACUAUAUCAGGAACAACGAAAAGAAAGCCGAACGACUGCCUUCUGCAUUCCCGGUCAAUGCCAGUGAGUCACUAAAGAGGACACCCUCAGUCAAAACCAGUCCUCUGGCUGAUCCCCAAUCAGCCAUGUAUCCAACUAAGAGCCCCCCAGCACAUCAGGCUAGACCACCCCCUGUGCGCUCAUCACAAUCUUUCACCAUCCCAGUCAUCAACCUCUCUGACUUUCAAGGUGAGGGAACCACUGAAGGUGAACUUCAGAGUCCUGCUUGUAGUCCAAAACCUCUUCCAGUCGCACCAGAACCCUUACCCGGCACAGUGAAAAGCAUUCGCAACAGACUGGCUCGCCUAAGUAGCGGCAGCUUCCGAUUAGAGGAUGAUGACCUGGUCGAACUUCCUCCAAAAACCCCUCCUCAGAGAGAGAAUUCUAUCAAGGAUCUCCAUAGUUUGUUUCCAGGGCAGCUGGCAGUUCUGGACUCGCCACUGGCCUCCUCCUCUCUCCUGCUGGGUGAGUCAGUAGACUUCCCCCUGGAACUUAUGGACAAAUCCAAGAAUCGUGUCUUUCUGAUGGCACGACAGUAUAGCCAGAAGAUAAAGAAAGCUAACCAACUGUUGCGUAUGAGGAGUAUGGAUCCUGGGGACUCUUGUGGUCGACACAGACCUGACAGGAGGCAGAAAGACCUGGCGGCCAUCUUAGAGGAGAAGAAACAAGGGGGAGCUGCUAUAGGUGCAAGGAUAGCAGAGUAUUCCCAGCUCUAUGACCAGGUAAUGUUCAAAGACUCCUCCGCCACAGUGCACCAUAGCCACCCCGGUCUUUCGUCCUCUCCAUCCUUGCCUGAGACCUCCGCGGAGGAAGAGUGGCUACACUCCACCUACAGCAAUGGAGAGCUUUCCAGCUUCAUGUUUUCUUCCGGCGAUGUGCGCAAUGCAAGAGCCUCUUCCACGCCUGAGCGUAAACUUACCGCUUCCCGCUCCAUCCCUUCUUUCAUCACCCCGAGCUCACCGCCAUCCCAGAGAUGGAGCUCGUGCAUAUCAGCGCCCAGUGAGAAAGACGAACAUGUGUACAGUACCAUCCAGAGACAGCCUUCCUCUCCGACAAGACACUGUCAGUCGGUCAGCUCGUUAAGUAGCUUGCAAGUGGAGAAAAACAACCAACCCGGACUAAAAUGUAACGGGCCCGCUGUGGAUUGUUCCCCCGAAAGACUCCAUGGUCCCUCUUUGGGCCAUUCAGGUCGUCAGAGCAGCCUCCCAGAGAGAUCUACCCAAGGAGAGUCCGAUCUCACCUUGCAUGACGGCCAACAUGUAGUUGUCCUAAACCGAAUGUCCGCUUUAAGCAUCCUCACGGCCACCCAGAACUACUUUGCCAACUUCAAGGACAACGGCGACGACGACGACUACGUGGAGAUCCGCUCCGAGGAAGAAAUCGACCCGGAAAAUUGUGGCGCGACACAGCAAAGUCUCAGCUCUGUGGCUGGGCUUUCCCAUCAAAACCGGGGUCCCGUCCAUUCCCGGAGUUUGCCGUGUACGCCGGCGCAUGCCGCCAGAUCACUGGAUUGUGAGCAUUUGGAGAAGUAUCUAUGGAGUGAACCACAACAGAGCCAACCCAAAAUCGUCCAGUCUCUAAGGGAAAAGCUUCACUGUCUGAGCUCUAGUAGCUUAGCUUAAGUCUACCAAAAUCCAUUGCAACACAAAGAGUCCCUGCUACUGCUACUUUAACCACAAACAAAAGGGAAUAACCGCAAAUGUAGCUCAAGUUCUUCGUAAACCAAGUUCUUGGAUUGCAGAGUACAAAUAUUUUGUACACUGAUUAUGUAAAUAACUCCUAUUUUACGCUUCAAGGUAAACGACGUAGGAUCUUAUCAGUGAACAAUAGCGCUUUGAAUCCUACAUGCAAGCCGCCUUAGCACUUCCAGUCUGCUUAUUAAGUAAUGUUACAAACCUGUUUCUGAUAAUCAGAAGUAAAAUCCUAUCAGUGCCCAACAUCUUAAAUAGAUCCGCAGAACUUUUUUAUUUUGAGUAGCAUUUUAAGCACCUGUAAAAAUAAACGUUAAACAAAUGGCAAAUAAAUGUAACACAGCUACAUGCUAACUAAUACAAAUCUAAUAGGCUCAGCAUACUCAUUUUAGUGAUUGUGCGCCUUGACCGAGGUACAGUAGAUAAAAAAUAGUAGGCUGAUAUUUCUGACUAAAUAAGAAAUGUACCGUAUUUUUCGGACCAUAGGGCGCACCGGAUUAAAAGGCGCACUGCAGAUGAGCGGGUCUAGUCAGGUCUUUUUUCAUACAAAAGGCGUACCGGAUUAUAAGGCGCAUUAAAGGGGUCAUAUUACUAUGAUUUUUUUCUAAAUGUAAAACACUUCCUUGUGGUCUACACAACAUGUAAUGGUGGUUCUUUGGUCAAAAUGUUGCAUAGAUUAUGUUUUACAGAUCAUCUUCAAUUUACGUGGCUCACUUUUGACAGUGUCUUCUCCCCGUCAUCUUUGUUGUAGCGGUGUAGCGUGCAAGGACGGGAGUGGAAGAAGUGUCCAAAGAUGCAGCUAACUGUUUUAAUGACAUUCAGAUUUUACUUCAAUCAAUACAUACUUGCCAACCCUCCCGUUUUUACCGGGAGACUCCCGGUAUUCAGCGCCUCUCCCGAUAACCUCCCGGCAGAAAUUUUCUCCCGACAAACUCCCGGUAUUCAGCCGGAGCUGGAGGCCACGCCCCCUCCAGCUCAAUGCGGACCUGAGUGGGGAAAGCCUGAUCUCACGUCCGCUUUCCCACAAUAUAAACAGCUUGCCUGCCCAAUGACGUCAUAACUGUAGAAUGAUCGAGGGUGAGUUCUUGGUUUCUUAUGUGGGUUUAUUGUUAGGCAGUUUCAUUAACGUCCUCCCAGCACGGUAACAACACACAACAACAGCAGUCACGUUUAGUCUACCGUAAAGCUGUUCGUCUGCCCUAAACAGCAAUGUUGUGACACUCUUAAACAGGACAAUACUGCCAUCUACUGGAUAGCCUCCAGAACACUGAAAU